This is a messenger RNA of Vitrella brassicaformis, 412 nucleotides long. The record is from the annotation of a GenBank genome assembly. NCBI's taxonomy places the organism in Eukaryota, Vitrellaceae.
CCCGCCUCCACUCAUCCCUCCUCCUCGACCAGCCAUGCAGAACCGACAUAUUCGGUCUGGAGGGACCAAGACGGCUACUGCCUUCCUCUCGACCUCUUCACCAUCCUAUUGCCCUGCGGUCAUACCAUAACGAGUCAAGAUCAUCAAUCUUGUUGCUGCCUUGUGAAGCUGUGUUGUUUGCCGUCGGCUUGGCUCCCCAGUCGUCACCGUCGGCCUCAGUGGCCGCCCUGACCUCCCCGCCCUCUCCGUUGGGCGUCAUGGCGCCGCCCGACCCACUCACACCGCUCACUGCCGUCGAGUCGCCUGAAUGGCACACAGACACACACACAUGCAUCGAGACCAAUGUGCCGGUGGAUGAAGGCUGCUCACUGGGGAUGUGCUGCGGCUGCAUCUCACCCUGUGACCACUUGGC